Messenger RNA from Nilaparvata lugens (brown planthopper), 5606 nucleotides. It is a transcript of the gene Cln3, whose product is annotated as battenin. NCBI's taxonomy places the organism in Eukaryota, Metazoa, Arthropoda, Insecta, Hemiptera, Delphacidae. The record is from RefSeq and is a predicted model, not a curated record. Gene Ontology annotation, cellular component: lysosome; membrane. Gene Ontology annotation, biological process: lysosome organization; regulation of intracellular pH. The coding region runs from base 156 to 1604 and encodes 482 amino acids. The transcript has 9 exons.
UUUUCUUUGUACAUUUGAUUUCAGGUUAGGAGUCCAGUUGUCAAGCUUGUUUAGACUGUGAUAUUAAUUUUAACAAGUGCUUAUCUUCAAAAUAUAUUUUCAAUUGAAAUACUUGAGACUGAAUCUUCAACAGAAAGCAAGAUACCAUUUUGGAAAUGUCGUACCAGGACAGAAAUCUGGGAAACGAGGGCACCCAAUCCAAGGAAAUCCUGAUCGAGCCGGGUGGAACACGUGAUGACCGCGACUCCGGCGGCAGCCAAAGGGACGACGGAGAAACUACCGACAUUAACACCGACAACGAAACUGAAUUCACGGAUGACAUUGACGCAGAUAACACUGAUACAGACAACAUUGAGCCAGAAAUGGUUUCUGAUCUGUCCAGUCCUCAGGAUACACCCCCUGCACCAGUGCCUCAACCUAGUCCGCCCAGGUCCUCAACGAGCUCCAUCUUGCGGUGCUGUGGGCUGUUCGAUAGACCCACCUGGCCGUCCCUCAUUGCUUUCUGGAUCCUGGGUCUGUGUAACAACUUCGGCUAUGUUGUUAUGUUGAGCGCUGCACAUGACAUCAUCAAGGAACAUUCUCAAGCCGAUGAUACGCCUAAAAAUGAACGAGACUGUAAUACAAUGAGUACCGGUGCUAUCCUACUGGCUGACGUGGUUCCUUCACUAUGUAUCAAGAUGUUUGUUGCGUUUCUCCCAUUAUGCAUAAAGGUACGCGUGGUAGCCAUUGUGAUUCUUUCUAUAAUGGGAUACGUGAUAGUGGCUGCUUCGACCAUUCGGCCGUUGAUUUUCGUGGGCGUCGCGUGUACUUCUCUCGCCUCUGGUCUGGGAGAAGCAUCUUUUGUCGCCUACAUGUCUUUCUUCAGGGACAAAGGUGUGAUUGGGUUUUGGUCGUCGGGAACAGGAGCAGCUGGACUCGCAGGAGCCAUGGGGUACGCAGCCCCCACUUCACUUGGCAUCAGUCCACCAGCUGUUCUCUACUCCAUGACAGCAGUGCCAAUAAUCAUGGCAUUCAUAUUCACAUUUGUUCUUCAGCAUCCGGAUGGGCCUAUUGAAAGAGAAGUGACCCAGGAAGAAAGACCGCAAUUCCUAUUGAAAGAGAAAUUCUCCUACCUCCCAAAAUUAUUCAAAUAUAUGGUGCCCAUUGGACUUGUCUACCUCUUUGAAUAUUUGAUCAAUCAAGGCUUGUUCGAACUGCUGUACUACAAAGACACGUUUUUGACUCAUGAUGAGCAGUACCGCUGGUAUCAGGUGUUGUACCAACUGGGAGUGGUCAUCUCCAGAUCUUCCAUUGGCCUGGUCACCAUCAACAAUCUUUCCCUCCUUGCAAUACUUCAGGGAUUGAAUCUGAUACUGCUUUUUACUGAGACCAUCUACUUCUUCAUGCCACAUAUGCUGCUUGUUAUGCUCAUUAUAGUAUGGGAAGGCUUGUUGGGAGGAGCAUCCUAUGUGAAUACGCUGUACAAAAUGAAUAUCGAGGUGGUUGAAGACAAGCGUGAAUUUGCCAUGGGAGUUGUCACUCUUUCUGAUUCAAUUGGAAUUACAAUGGCAGGGAUACUCUCAAUCCCUCUCCACAAUUUCAUUUGUGAGUUACCAAAAUACUAGUGACUUCGAGAUGAGACCAUUAUGGAAAGUGUGUUCAUUCCCGCCAAAUAUAAAUGAGACUGAGGCACAAUUUUUGUAUCUAGAGCUGAGUUUUUGAAAAAAAUAUUUUAUUCUUAUAAUAAUAGUUGAAAAGUGAGAACAUUUGCGCUGGAAACUGGUGGUUGAAGCUAUGAAAGAAUGUUUCAUUCUUAUAAUGUUGGUCGAAUUGUAAGAACAUUAUUUUGUGUUGGAAACUGGUGGUUGAAGCUUUGAAGCAAUGCUUUAUUUUUAUAAUGUAAGUCUAAUAGGAAGAGUAUUUGUGAUGGAAACUGUGGUUAAAUUUUUAAAGCAAUGCUUUAUUUUUAUAAUGUAAGUCAAAUAGGAAGAGUAUUCCUAUUAUUUGUGUUGGAUACUGUUGUUAAAUUUUUGAAGCAAUGCUUUAUUUUUAUAAUGUAAGUCGAAUAGGAAGAGUAUUUGUGUUGGAAACUGUUGGUUAAAGUAUUGAAACAAUGUUCUAUUCUCAUAAUGUUAGUAGAAUUGUAAGAACAUUUUGUGUUGGAAACUGGUGGUUAUAUUUUUGAAGCAAUGCUUUAUUUUUAUAAUGUAAGUCGAAUAGGAAGAGUAUUUGUGUUGGAAACUGUGGUUAAAGUAUUGAAACAAUGUUCUAUUCUCAUAAUGUUAGUAGAAUUGUAAGAACAUUUUGUGUUGGAAACUGGUGGUUAUAUUUUUGAAGCAAUGCUUUAUUUUUAUAAUGUAAGUCAAGUAGUAAGAGCAUUUGUGUUGGAAACUGUGGUUAAAUUAUUGAAGCAAUGCUUUAUUUUUAUAAUGUAAGACGGAUAGGAAGAGUAUUUGUGUUGGAAACUGUGGUUAAAUUAUUGAAACAAUGUUUCAUCCUUAUAAUGUUAGUCAAAUAGUGAUGACAUUUGUUUUAGAAACUGAUGGUUAAAUUUUUGAAACAAUGUUCUAUUCUCGUACUGUUAAUAGAAUUGUAAGAACAUUUGUGUUGGAAACUUUUAGUUACAUUUUUGAAACAAAGUUUUAUUUUUAUAAUGUUAGUCGAAUAGUAAGAGCAUUUGUGUUGGAAACUGGUGGUCAAGUUUUUAUGUUGGUAGAAUUGUAAGAACAUUUCUGUUCGAAACUGGUGGUUAAUUAGGUGUCUUGAUGGUUAUAUCGAAUCUAAUUUGAGUAGACUGCUAAUCAAACUAGCCAACUCUACGAAAUACUUAAAAUUUUCAUCUUUGAAAUGAUAGUGAGAUUGCAGGUGCUAUUUAUGGCAGUGCCUUUAUUCAAUGUUGAUAAUGUUCAACUGCUCAAACAUCGGCGAGCUUCCUAACUUAUUAUUUUAUAUUAGUUUGAAUAAAACUAGAAAGAUUAUUUACUGCAUAAUAAAUAAGAUAAAUACUGUAGUUAUAUGAUUGUAAAAGUGUUCUAUUGAUAUAGGAUUGUAGAAAAUUCUCAGAACAACAUAAUCUCGUACUUAGCUAUCUUAUACAUUUAUUUCUUACCAGUUUCAAUUUUGGACUGUUAUAAUGAAUAUAUUUUGACGGUUCCUCCUUUUGCUUCUGAAUCAUUCCUAGUAGUUUUGAUAUCAGGCCCUUCCAAUCUGCAAUAUUUCCGUAUUUUGAUAUCAGGCCCUUCCAAUCUGCAAUAUUUCCGUAUAGCAAGUCCAAACAUAUAUUGAUCUCUGCUGCCAUUUGCAAUCAUGCAUCAUACCAAAAAGAAAUAUUUUUAAUAACUUCUAAAGCCAUAAAAUUUCGUAAUCUAUCAUCAAUCAUCUGUAGAAAUCUCUUAAUAUUUUUUUAGAAAAUCUUAAGAUUCAUUGUUUGUUUAGAAAACUGUUUCAUCCGACUUCUAUUUCUGUCUUUGUUAAUACAACAAAUUUUAUGUUCUUUCUUAAAUAACACUUGUAAAUUUCUUAGUUUCUGCAUUCAAUUAUUCUUAGUAACAUUUUUUCAUCUUUACACUUUUGUUACAUUACAUACAACUGCCCUACAACAAGCAAUAAGAUAAUAAGAUAGAUUCAGCCAUAAGACUUAACUCGUUCCAGCCAAUAUUUAGCCUAAUAUAUAUGGCACAUAAAAUAGAUUUAGCCAUUAUACUAUUAAUUACUUUGUUUCAUCCAAUAUUUAGCCUAAUAUAUGGUCAUUAAAACAGUCUUAGUAGUAAGAAUAUUAAUUACGUUGUUCCAACCAAUAUUUCGCCAUUAUUUUGCAUUAUGCACCUUCUCUCUAAAGUACUGUUCUAUGCUUAUUUUUAGUGUCACAUUCAAGUAUUUAUAACCUGGUCUAUUCCAUCAACUCCAAAUUAGUGUUCGAUUUCACCGUCACUGAGAACAAUUUUUUAUAUUUGUAAGUUAAUUGUGAGGUUCCAACGUUGUCUCAGAUUAUUUAUAAUGGAUGUUAUCUGAAAGGAGAAUCAGAUAAUAGAAAACAGUAUCGCUCAAGUACAGAAACUCUUACUCUUUAUGACCCCAGUAUUUUCUCCUUAAGUACUAGUACGUAAUGAGAAGUAUUCUCAGUAAAAAAUAUUGUAUCAAUAAUCUUAAAAUUUCAUUUUAUGAUGAAUAUUAUAGCGACAAGAAACCGUACCCUAAUUUUAAGAUUCUGUUAGCUCCAUAGUUGUGUAAUAACUGUUGAGUUGAUUGUAAACCAUCCAACCUUAUCUCACUUAUAAGUUUUCGUUUGUUUUCUCAAGCUUUAUAAUAUUACUUCGAGGUAUCCAUCACUUGUAAACUUGAUGCCCGUUUCCAAUACAGAAAUAUUAAUUACUAUUAUUUAUCACAUUCAAAUAUUUUGGUUUAGCUCAUGAGUUCAUGGUGGAUCUCCAUUUCAUGCUUUGUUAUGAAAGCUUUAAAACAGGAACAGCUAAUGAGUUAUGAGACUUAUUCUUGUGAUUUAAUCUCUAAUAGACUUAUUCUUGAGAUUUUAGAUUAUGGAAACGGGCAAUUAAUUAACCAAGUGCUCUCAAAAUUCGGUGAAUUUGCCUCUAUUUUAAGUUGAAAUGUUUUAACUGGUUGAAAAGAGUGCAUUUGAAAAUGGCUUUAUGACUUCAAGCUUUUCCGUUUUCAACUGUUGGAUACAAAAAUGUGUAAUCGAAUUUUCACUUAUAAAGAAGACAAGUACACACACUAUUUAUUUUGUUAGAGUAAGUUACCGUAUUAUUAUUGUUACCUUGUAUUAAGUUACCCUACGUGUAAUCGCUCUUAACCGUUACAUUUGUAAUAAGAGCAUUACACUUUACAGUAACAUUGUGAUUUAUGAGAUGGUAAUAAUACUUCAUUACCUAUAAUUAUGAAAAAAAUAUAUUUUGUAUAUUAAAAUCGUUUCAGAGUGGUCCAAAAGUAGCUUACUUUCAUCAUAUUCUCAAAUAUACGAGAUUAAUCAAGUUACUAUUUUGUACAGAAAAGAACUAAAAGUGUUCAGUUGUACAAAAAUUACUAAAAUUUCAAGCAUUUUCCUUGCCUACUUUCCAAAAUAUAAUAUUUGAUGAGGCUUUAAAAAUUUGUGAGAAAAAAUGUAUUAUGAUGCCUUAAAAAUUUGUGAGAAAAUAUUUAGUAUUUUGGAAAAUGAUUUUGUACCUCGAAAAUUAUCUAGAAUCCAGUAAGUUGACAUUUUAUUAUAAAAUGUAGAAAAAAUGAAAAUUGUAAAGGGAUUACCGUGUAAUUCAACAAAUGAUUAGUUAUGGGAUAAAAUAUUUGGAAGUUUUGUCUCAAAUUGUUAAUCGAAUCCAAAUGGAUAUCCUAAUUCUUACUAAGAAUAUAGUCAACAAUAAUACUGGCUUGUAAAAUAUUGUGUAUAAUGUACAAAAUCUUUAGAUAAUAUAAGCUGUACUUAGCUUACUUUUGGUCCACUUGCUAUUUUGUUCUGUGAAUUAUGAUCAAGUAUUUAAGAGAUAAGUAUUUAAAGUUCACAUUGUAGACUUCAAUCAGAACUUUUGAAACACUAUAAUAAUUUUUUGUACACUUCAAUAAUAAUUGUUUGUUCAAUUUCUGUUCUUUCUUUAAUAAAUACAUAAUUAUUCCAA